ACGCCAAGCCCAGGCAUCAGUCCCAAGGGUGGCUGGUGUACUGGGCGGGGACGCUGACAAGGAAGGACAAUUGGGAGGCUGAACACUCUGUGGUCCUGAGCUUUCUGGGCCUGCCGCUUGUCUGGGAGCUCAAGGAAGGAGCCUCCUCGAGGCAGCAUGAACCUGCCUUCUGGGUCAAGAGUCCCGUCAGGGCCAGCUCAGGAGCCGAGCCAUGUGGCUACUGCAGCCUCAGCCAGCAGGUGGAACAGCGGCUCCAGCCUGGACGUACCGCCUCCUCCCAGCAGCCCCACGGCAGCCAGGGCUCCCACUGCGGCCUCGGCCCCCUUCCCCAUUGUCGAUGUCCCGGACCACGUCCACUACACACUGGGCACGGUGAUCCUGCUGGUGGGCCUCACGGGGAUGCUGGGCAACCUAAUGGUCAUCUACACUUUCUGCAGGAGCAGAAGCCUCCGGACACCGGCCAACAUGCUCAUUAUCAACCUCGCAGUCAGCGACUUCCUCAUGUCCUUCACCCAGGCCCCCGUCUUCUUCACCAGCAGCCUCUACAAGCAGUGGCUCUUUGGGGAGGCAGGAUGCGAAUUCUAUGCCUUCUGUGGGGCACUCUUCGGCAUCACCUCCAUGAUUACCCUGACAGCCAUCGCUCUGGACCGCUACCUGGUGAUCACGCGCCCGCUGGCCACCAUCGGCGUGGUGUCGAAGAGGCGGGCGGCACUUGUCCUGCUGGUCAUUUGGCUCUAUGCCCUGGCCUGGAGUCUGCCACCCUUCUUUGGCUGGAGUGCCUAUGUGCCGGAUGGACUCUUGACCUCGUGCUCCUGGGACUACAUGAGCUUCACCCCCUCUGUUCGAGCCUACACCAUGCUCCUCUUCUGCUUCGUCUUCUUCCUCCCCCUGCUCGUCAUCAUCUACUGCUACAUCUUCAUCUUUAGAGCCAUCCGGGAGACAGGCCGGGCUCUCCAGACUUUCGGGGCCUGUGAGGGUUCUAGAGACUCCCCGCGUCAGAGGCAGCGGCUGCAGAGCGAGUGGAAGAUGGCCAAGAUCGCACUGUUGGUCAUCUCGUUGUUCGUGCUCUCCUGGGCCCCCUACUCGACGGUGGUACUGGUGGCCUUCGCAGGGUAUGCACACGUCCUGACACCCUACAUGAAUUCAGUGCCUGCUGUGAUCGCCAAGGCCUCUGCCAUCCACAACCCCAUCAUCUAUGCCAUCACCCACCCCAAGUACAGAAUGGCCAUCGCCCAGCACCUGCCCUGCCUGGGGAUGCUGCUGGGCGUGUCGGGCCAACGGGCUCAGCCUUACACCAGCUACCGCUCCACUCGUCACUCCACAUUGAGCAGCCAGGCCUCGGACCUCAGCUGGAUCUCCGGGCGGAGGCGCCAGGCAUCCCUGGGUUCCGAGAGUGACAUGGGCUGGACAGACACAGAAGUCACGGCCACCAGUGGGUAUACCCAGCAAGUGAGCGGACGGUGCCCCCGAGGGCAGGACCUGGAGAGCAUGGAUGCCAACCCAACACCCAGGCCCCGGGGAUGGGAAACAGAGACUGCCCAGAAGAUCAAGGGGCUGCCCCUCAGCCUGAACUCCCAGGCAUAGGAUGCCCCGUUGGCUCUCCCUUUCCUCUGGGACACAUCCAGCCCCUCACAUGUCCCUUUGACACGCAGGCCAGGAUUGCCCUGUGAGCCAGCAGGCUGUGGAAUAUCCCUGUCACCUGAGGUUCCAGUCAGCUCCAGGCCCUCCCGGAGCCACCAGACUUCAGCUCCCAUCAAGUGAGGCUGCACAUCCUCUAAUGCUGCCAGUUCAGCCAGAAGACAGGACGCCGCCUCCACUUCUCAGGAGCAUCUGCAGCUCCUCGUGUGCUGCACGGUGCGACUGUUCAGGCAAUAACAGUGGGGAUGGCUCUGUGGGAAAAAUCUACUGUUUGGGAGCCAGGCCUCGCAGCCAGAUUCUGCACCCUGGCUGGGCAUAUACUGGCUGCUUCUCUCUGCCUGCAGUGCAAGCCCUGCACCAUGAGGCUCAGCUCUGGCCUCUUCUCCAGAGCACUGCCCAGCAUGCCACUUUGCUCUGCACCCACAUUUGUGCACAUGCGCACACAUGCACACACACCUGCAUGCAUGCUGAGCACACGAGCACACACUUACCCUGGUCUGUUUCAGAGCAAUGGUUGAAGCUCACUCCAAGGUUGGGUGACUGGCAGGGGAGGAAAAUAAAAAUCAAAGGUCUCCUUUGAA
Echinops telfairi (small Madagascar hedgehog) is the source of this 2219-nucleotide messenger RNA. It is a transcript of the gene OPN4, whose product is annotated as opsin 4. Gene Ontology annotation, cellular component: membrane. Gene Ontology annotation, molecular function: G protein-coupled receptor activity. The record is from RefSeq and is a predicted model, not a curated record. Bases 157 to 1584 code for a protein of 475 amino acids. Gene Ontology annotation, biological process: G protein-coupled receptor signaling pathway; visual perception. The transcript is spliced from 10 exons. Lineage: Eukaryota; Metazoa; Chordata; Mammalia; Afrosoricida; Tenrecidae.